GACUAUCAAAACUUCAGUAAGUAGUAAAUAAAUAAAAAGUAUAAAAAAUAUAAGAAAAAUUUAACAAUGAGAAAUUGCUAUAUAUAUUAAAACAAAGUCGGCAGUGCCAUUAUUGUACUAUGCGCAGGGGGGCUAAGUUAUUUUUUGAUGCAGCUGUGUUUUCCGUGUCUUUUUACACUUCCUAUCACCUUUUCUCUUACUUAAUUGAAAAAUAUCGCCCAAACAAUAUAAUUAUCGAGAAAUUAAAGAGAGACUCUUGAAGAACAUUCAGUAUGUUUAAGGUUACGUGGAGCGAGACGUAUCGACAUUGCUGUGUUUGAAAAUGGGUAAAAAAACAUGUGCACACGCAGCGCCACACGCCGAUACACAUGAGCGAUUUUAAAAAGUUUGUCAUAGCAUUUUGUCGCUUGCAUCGGAGGAUGCAACUGUCAUUGUCGUUGUAAUGGGGACAUUCAAGAGGUGAUUGAAUUGUCGGCUAGCAUUUCAUCACUGCAUAGUAGCCACAGGCAAAUCUGAGACAACCUCGGUACUUUGUAGGUACGCAAGCAGUAUCGAUAAAAAAAUACUCUAAUACAGGUGUCGCCAGCGAUGUCGGUUGUCGGCAGCAGUAGUUGAAGCACUGUUGCGUCUAAUGUAAUGUUGUCUGCUAUCAUUAUAAGGUCAACUACCCAAUUAUUGGCACUGAAAAGUAAGGAAAGUAUUGCUGCCAUAAAAUAAGUUUGUAGGCGCUCACUAUUAAUGGGCUGCCGACAAUAGGGUAGUUACGAACUAAGUUAACAAAGUCGCUGUACCUAAUGGAAUUCAACAAAACUUUUUUGCAUGAUCUUCAUUGAAAUAUAGAUAGGUAGAUAAAACAUAUAUACUAAAAACAAAUCCUAUUCGGGCAAAAAGAGUUUACCAAAAUCCCAUUGAAAAAUACCUAUCUCACCUGUCUAUAAAUAUCUGUAUUAUCCAGAAGCUUGUAAGACCUGUAGCGCCAUCUGACGAUACAAUCACGCAUCAAAAAGCAAGCAACCAAGCUCUCUGAUACCAUUCGCUCUCGACCUUACUCAAAGCUUACACAUUGCCGCCAUAGAUGGCGCAACGUGUAUAUCCAUGACCCCAGCUUCCUUAGAAACUUAUAACAACAAGCUCUAUGGAUUACUGUUAAAAUGUCAAAUGUCAGUUUGUUAAAUAUUGUCAAACAUGGUCGUGCAACGGAAAAGGGCAUUGAAGUGUUUAAAAUGUAAAUAAUUCUACAAUACCAGUACCCGGUCUGGCCAUCCACUUCAGAUUAAUACCUCAUACAUUACUGAACAGACCCCACAGCACAAAAUGCCGACCGGUACUGGUUUAGCUAAAGCGUUCUUCUCGUUGAUGUCUAACAAAGUUUACUGCAGCAAUUCCCUGGGAAGGGACAAUGGUUUCGGAAACAACUACAUUUGGGCGAGUUCUUUAGAAUCUGGUAUACAACUGGCAUCCCGCCAUAAGAAACCCAUGAUGGUCAUCAUACACAAGUCUUGGUGUACUGCAUGCAAAAAUCUGAAACCAAAGUUUGCUAAUUGCCCUGAAAUCCAGUCGCUGAGCAGAAAGUUCGUUAUGGUUAAUUUAAUAGAUGACGAGGAACCGGAGAACAAUGCGUAUGCUCCGGAUGGUACUUACAUACCCAGGAUCCUAUUCAUGUCACCGGCAGGCAAAAUCGACCACGAAAUCUAUAACGAAGACGGCAGUAGUCAGCACAAGUUUUUCUACAGUCGACCGGAGCAAAUCGCAAAGUCUAUGAGAAAAGUCCUCGAAAAGUAUCACCUCGAGAAGUUCGAUGUAUGAAACACCUUCAUGAAAAUACUGGUAUUACUGAUGUGAAUUCCGAAUAUGGAAAUGUAACUCUUUUCAGUGAUUGCAUGGGCGAGGAACCAGUAACGUCUGCAGUCUCCGAAUUUGAAUCACCUACUUUUUACCACGCUUCGGUAACGGAAACAUGCAUACGAAAAGAUUCUACUUGAGACAUUUGCACAAAUAAACUAAGUCAAAUAUA
Cydia pomonella (codling moth) is the source of this 2014-nucleotide messenger RNA. Its product is annotated as thioredoxin domain-containing protein 12-like. The transcript has 3 exons. Lineage: Eukaryota; Metazoa; Arthropoda; Insecta; Lepidoptera; Tortricidae. The record is from RefSeq and is a predicted model, not a curated record. Bases 1315 to 1806 code for a protein of 163 amino acids. Gene Ontology annotation, cellular component: endoplasmic reticulum.